AUCUAGCUAUAGACCAUACAUAAGCUACAUUGAUGAAUCGAUUGCAUUUAUAGAUAUUAAUAUAUAUUCAAAAUGGACUAAAAAGAAGAUAUUAAUAAUAAUAUACCAGUUAGUAAAGAACCUAGAUUUAAUUGAAACUGUUAAUUAAAGAAAAGUGCAGACAACAACAAUAAAUUCAAACGAAACCAUUAUACAACAGCAUUGAUCAAUAGAUGGCAACAUUCGUCCACCAAAACUAUCCCUUUCAACGAAUUCAUGGGGAGUAGUCCCACUUAUCAAAUCUCAGAACUAUUUAGACAGGAUUAUUUAUGUCGCUUUUAUACCUGUGUAGCCGGGAUUCUGAAACAGAUGAAACAUGCUCGCUAAAUUAUCAUGACCAUCUCUACCUUCAUUGCUCCAUUAGCAAAGUAGUAUGGCAGAAGCUACAUAUUUCCCUCCCUCAAGAAUGGACUAGUAUCAUCGCUAACUACAACCUUAAUAUUACACAGCUUCUUUUGCUAAAUCGAUACCUGCACAUCAUCCACCAAUUGUACAGUCGACGACGACUAGCGCAUAAGGAGGGUAAUGUGCUCGAUCCAUUAACUCUCCCACUUAUUAAAAAUUGGGUAUCAUAUUUGUCUUCAUCCUUAUAAAUCUAUCUACUUUAUUAUCUACACACUAUGUCCAAUAAGAAUAUCUCGCUGAGAGUUUUCACUAGUUACUAGUUUCUCUCAAAAAUUUUGCAAGUAUUUAUUCACUCUAUAUAUAAUUGUAUAUCGUGUAUAGUGAGAAUAAAUAUAUUGCUACGGAAAAAAAAAAA
Scheffersomyces amazonensis is the source of this 799-nucleotide messenger RNA. RefSeq lists its product as uncharacterized. The record is from RefSeq and is a predicted model, not a curated record. The coding region runs from base 309 to 632 and encodes 107 amino acids. Lineage: Eukaryota; Fungi; Ascomycota; Pichiomycetes; Serinales; Debaryomycetaceae. The transcript is spliced from 2 exons.